This is a messenger RNA of Macadamia integrifolia, 549 nucleotides long. Its product is annotated as aromatic aminotransferase ISS1-like. The transcript has 2 exons. Lineage: Eukaryota; Viridiplantae; Streptophyta; Magnoliopsida; Proteales; Proteaceae. The coding region runs from base 1 to 549 and encodes 182 amino acids. The record is from RefSeq and is a predicted model, not a curated record. Gene Ontology annotation, biological process: biosynthetic process. Gene Ontology annotation, molecular function: pyridoxal phosphate binding.
AUGGCAAAAUCUAGCUCUCUAUCAGGCAGUAGUUGGGUUAGAUUAUUUGGGAAGACAUCAGGGAAUUCCUUGACUACUCCUAAUUCCUCUAAUGGCAUAGCGUAUCCAAUAGAGGUGGAGGGUCUUGAAGCUCAGCUUCUCAAGGUUCAAGACAACAUACCGAUCUGUGCAUCCAUAAUCUCACAACGGCUGGCUCUGUACUCCCUAGAAGUUGGACCUGAGUGGGUCAGAGACCAGGUGAAGGACCUUGUCAAGAACAGAGCAGUCAUCUUGGAGGCACUCUCACCCCUUGGAGAGGAUGCAGUAAAAGGUGGGGAAGGUGCGAUCUACCUAUGGGCUAGACUUCCAGAAAAAUAUUCUGAUGACUUUGAGGUUGUACGGUGGCUUGCGCGGAAGCAUGGGGUGGUUGUAAUCCCUGGAAGCGCAAGUGGGGGUGCAGGUUAUAUCCGGAUAUCCUUCGGUGGGCUUAUGGAGGCUGACUGUAAAGAGGCUGCAGGGAGACUACAAAAAGGGUUAGAAGAGCUGGUGAGAGAUGGAAUGGUGGAGUGA